Molecule: messenger RNA, 522 nt
Organism: Aspergillus campestris IBT 28561
Lineage: Eukaryota; Fungi; Ascomycota; Eurotiomycetes; Eurotiales; Aspergillaceae
Product: cell wall mannoprotein 1 family protein
Exons: 2
Coding region: 1-522 (173 amino acids)
Cellular component (GO): extracellular region
Source: RefSeq, a predicted model, not a curated record
AUGAAGCUCUCUUCGGUGUUGGCCAUUAUCGCGUCCACCCAGGUGCCCGUGGCCAUCUGCAGUGCCCUCCAACAAAGCCUGUCAAGCAUGAGCCAAGUACACAGCCAAGUCAAGAACGUCCAAAAAGCAGUCGAGUCCUACAACGGAGGCAUCAUGGACCUAGUCAAACUCAGCUAUGCCAGCAACAAUCUCGACCGUGCAAUCGACGAGGCAAUGCAACACAACAGUCAACGCGAGCCACUUGACGCGGAUGAAUUCGAGCAUUAUUUCAAGUCUUUCGAUGAAUUCCACCCGGCCGUUGUCGAAACUAUGCAGGCGCUAGGCCGCAAGGCCUCCCAGUUCAAGUCAACCGGCUCCAAGACGGGCAAUCGAAUCGUCAUCCAGGCUAUCAAGCAACGCCAGGAAGAGUUUCUCGACAGUAUUCGGAAAAGUGUCCAUGAGGAUAAUGUGACUGCACUGGAUACGGGAUGUGGUGACAUUGAUUCUGCAUUUCGGGAUACGUACGACAAGUUUUGGCUUUGA